Molecule: messenger RNA, 3923 nt
Organism: Nothobranchius furzeri (turquoise killifish)
Lineage: Eukaryota; Metazoa; Chordata; Actinopteri; Cyprinodontiformes; Nothobranchiidae
Gene: gpc2
Product: glypican 2
Biological process (GO): cell migration; regulation of signal transduction; smoothened signaling pathway
Cellular component (GO): plasma membrane; extracellular region; synapse
Source: RefSeq, a predicted model, not a curated record
GAAAUGAUAGUUGAGGCCGGGGAGUUUCUCAUUCACGCUGCUUCUGUAUUUACGUAGGACAGUGGGUCUCCCAGGAAGGAAAGAAUAACCGGACACCGCUGAUGGAAAAGUCCGUGAUGUAAAUCCCCGGCCGGAUGUUUAUUCUGGAAAACAAUGGCUGCCUUGGAAAACUGGUGAUUUCUAUAGGUUUUAUUACUUUUGCGUGCAUGUAACCAAAUCUGGUCAUCCAUUCAUUCCAAGCCUGCUGCACCCUGGACUCAGCACCACAAACCCACUCACUCCACCCUGAGGUCUGCUUUGGAGUCCCGCGGAGAGGAUGGAUACCCGGCUGCUGUUGCUGCUGUGCACCGCCGUUGCCCUGUCGGGGACCCGGAGCCCCGCGGCUGCAGCGGGGAGGAGCUGCGCUGACACCCGGCAGGUGUACUCUGAGAAAGGGUACAGCACCAACACCGCUCCGGUGACUCAGAUCUCCGGUGAGCACCUGCGGCUCUGUCCUCAGGAUUACACCUGCUGCUCCAGUCAGAUGGAGGAGACGCUGUCCCUCCAGAGCGAGAGGGAUUUCCUCAAAGCCAUCGAAGACAACAGCCAGUUCCUUUUGACCACCUUCACCCAGAGACAUCGCAGGUUUGAUGAGUUCUUCAGGGAGCUUACAGACCUUUCUGAGAAGUCUAUGAAUCAGAUGUUUACCAAGACCUACGGCCUGCUCUUCACUCAGAAUGCACACGUCUUCCAGGAGCUGUUUGUGGAGCUCCGCAGAUAUUACUCCGGGGGCAGCGUGAGUCUGGCAGAGGUCCUUUCAGAUUUCUGGUCCAGACUGGUGGAGCGAGUCUUCUCCUUGAUCAACCCCCAGUAUCAGUUCAGCGAGGACUACCUGGAGUGUGUUAGUAAACACGUUGAACAGCUGCAGCCCUUUGGAGAUGUGCCUCGCAAACUUCGAGCACAAGUAUUGAGGGCGUUCAUCGCUGCCCGGGCGCUCUCUCAGGGCUUGGCUACCGGCCGGGAUAUUGUGAACAAGGCCUCAAAGCUGACAGCAGAUUCAGAGUGUGUGCGAGGCCUGAUGCGUCAGUGGUACUGCUCCCUGUGUCGAGGCGUUCCCUCCCUACGGCCCUGCCACUUGCUGUGCCUUAACGUGAUGAAGGGCUGCUUAGCCAAUCAGGCUGACCUGGACACUGAAUGGAACAAUUUCAUUGACGCUCUGUACCUCGUUUCUGAGAAGCUCGAGGGCCCUUUUAACUUCGAGCUGGCCGUGGACUCCAUCUCUGUUAAAGUGUCCGAGGCCAUCAUGCACAUGCAGGAAAACAGCGUCAGCAUCUCCAGUAGGGUCUUCCAAGGGUGUGGAAACCCCAGGCCUGCCCCGGCCCGGUCCAAACGAUCACCCAAAGAAUCAGGAGACAGCCGGAGGCCCUUCCGCACCUACACAGCUGAGGAGAAACCCACCACUGCUGCAGGCACCAACCUGGACCGACUGGUUACCGAGCUGAAGGAGCGACUGCGGCCCAUGCGAGGCUUCUGGGUGUCCCUCCCACACACCAUCUGCAACGACGAGAGGAUGGCAGCCGACGUCACUAACGAGAACCGCUGCUGGAAUGGACAGACCCGCGGGAGGUACCUCCCAGAUGUGACGGGUGACGGGCUCCUCAGCCAGAUCAACAACCCAGAGGUGGAGGUGGACAUCACCCGUCCCGAUGUGAGGAUCAGACAGCUGAUCAUGGAACUGAGGGUGGUGACCAACAAGCUGAGACACGCUUUCAAUGGACAGGACGUGGACUUCAUGGACAGUGAGGAGGGCAGUGGCUCAGGAGGAGGGGACCACGGGGAAAGGUACAGCGAUGACUGGCCAGGUUAUGGGCCUUAUUCCCCACCCUACAGCAAAUCUCCACUCAACCCCGUCUCCAGUCCUGCAAAACCUCCCCGAGGCCGGGACAGAAACGGGUCCAAAUGGAACAAAAACAACGGGCGGGUACGAUCUGCAGCCAAUCUGAACACCUUCACCCCGGUUCUGUUGUUGUUUUUGCCUUUUGAGACCACUGUCGCCCCCAUGUGGAGAUAGCUGCUCUUUACAAUCUGGAGGUUGAGGGAACUUUCUGCCAGGCUGCCGUCCUAAGCACAAAAUGUAAGAAAAAACUAAAUAAGCCAUUCCAUUUGGAUGCACCAGCAAAAAAAGUUAAACAGGCUAAUUUAGCAAUAAUCAAAAACCUUUUUACUGCACUAAAUAAAUCAAAUCAAAAUCCCACCUCCCACUAACUAACACUGAUGAGUAAUAAUACAACCUGAUAAGUACAGCUGUUACUGAAGUGCCAUUUCUGAGAUUUUGACCUAUUGGAGCUUGAUGUGGAAUGUUGUGCUAAGAGCUGAAAGAAUAGUUUUAAAAAAUAAAUAAAUUAGAGGCUUGUUUGCGGGAUUGAGACGGUGGCUAGUCUGAUCUGUGAAGUAGAGAUUAGUCGUGUUGGUUUUUAUUGUGUUGUUUCGGCCACCAGAUGAUUCCAUUUAGGAACAUCUGAUAGCUUCAUCCAUUUUUGUUUGCUGUUUGAUUGUGUUUUUUUUUUUGUCAUCUUGUUUUAGAGACGGUGUACUUCGUUUGGAAGUAAAGUUUAAAAAGUAAAAAAGACACAAGUUUGACUAUUAAAACCAAACAAUGAGCUGAUUUUGAAUGUAAAGGCCUAAACCCAUGUGGGUUGCUUGUAUGUAACAUAUUUAUAUUUUUAUUUAUUUUUAAUAUAUUCCCUUAUUUUUAUGAGUUUAAGAGCAAAUGUUUAAUUUUUGUUUUCUAAGACAAAAGUACAAACUCUUUGUGAUGAAUUUAGUUUCCUAAACCUAAAGCAGCCAUUUUUAGUACAUUGUUGCAACACUAAAUUAAGGAAAAGUGUGUUUUCUCUGGUUUAAUCAGACUCAGUCAGAAAUGAAACGUGUGAAUGUGUUUUAUGACGGUUUACAUGUUCUCCUUUCAAGUUCAAGCUCCGAGUUCUUCUUUUUUAGAAGACAUCAGGAUGUUUUUCAUUGUGAGCCUUUCUACAUGAACACACCAUCUCUGGAUUUUAAUGUCUUAUGUGUGUUUUACUGAAAAAAAAAAUCAACAAUGAAGAAGAGAAGUUGUGUUGGAGCAGAACGCUGAUGUGGUAAACGUCUUUGUCUUGCAGAGUUCAUUCUGCAUGGAGGUAACACAAGUUGCACACAAGCAUAUUAAAUAAUACACAUUACUUAUUUUUUCUAACACAAAACAGACGCGUAGAAUUUAGUGCAGGACUAUUUAUUGGCAGUGAGCAUUCCCCCAUGCAUAACAUUGCAUUUGAUGUGAGGUUAAUUUAUGUCUUAUAAUGGGCUGUGUCAUCCAUGUUGCUGCUCCUGAAUAAAUCAGCUGUUUGUUCAUUUUCCGGUUUUAAACCGUACUAAAUGUCUGUUAAUCUGGUGUUAAAAGUGAACAGAGGGCACUGAGAUCACACAGAAAAGUAAAAAUGCUGCAAAACCCAACAUUUUUCGAAAGAACAUAUUAUUUCCUCCUGGUUUUAAUGCAGAGAUGCUAAAACACACGUCCUUUUGCUAAAUGUGAACAAGGUUUUGAUUGAAACUUGAAAGAGUUUAUUUAAAUUGAAUGAAUAAAACUACAAUCACAGUUGUGAGUCUGAAAUAAAAUCUUGCGACAGUAGAAUCCAUGUACAUCUUUCCACCAUAAACAGUAUUUUCUUGAAUAAAUAGUGUUUUGCAGUAUUUCUAAUGAUGUUGUAAUUAUCCACUUUCGACGUGAGGCAGUCAGAUAAUCCAUACAGCUUCUGUUCCGUUUUAUUUCUGGUAUGUUCUUUAUCUUUUCUCUGUUUUCUCUUCAAACAUUCCUUCUAUGUGAAAAAAUAGCUCAACUUUUUCAUGUUGUAGCCGUUUUUAUGUUUUCAAACAAGUGAAAUUCAUUAAAAAUAAAACUUAAAAAUGUG